CCGAGGCGGCCGGAGGGGCGGGGGCAGUGGCCGCCGCCGUUUGAUGGAUCCGAGGAUCGCCUGGUUCCAGCCAGAGCAGCUCGGACCGUCCAACAGUCUGUGGAUGCAGAUCUGGGAGACGACCCAGGGGCUGAGGAACCUUUACUUCAACCACCACUGUCACAGCAGCGGCGGCGGCGGCGGCGGCGGCGGCAGCGGCAGCGGCAGCAGCAGCAGCACGGCCUCGGGCGCGAGCGGCGGGAGCACCGGCAGCCCCGGCGGCGCAGCCCCGGCCCCGGCCCCCGCCCCAGCCCCAGCCGGUAUGCUCCGCUCCGGGGAGCGCCUGCCGGUUGGCCACGCGCGGCCCUCCGAGCAGCGGGACUUCCUACCCCUGGAGACGACCAACAAUAACAACAACCACCCCCAGCCAGCGGCCUGGGCCCGUCGCACCGCCUCGGGACCCCCGGCCACCCCGACCCCUUUGGCGGCCCCGGCCCCACGCUCCUCGGCCGCCGUGCCCACCGCGGAGCCAGCCGACCCGGCCUCGGGCAGCAGCAACAAGCGGAAGCGCGACAACAAGGCCAGCACCUACGGACUCAACUACAGCCUGCUGCAGCCCAGCGGAGUGCGAGCUGCGGGGGGCGGCCGGGCAGAAGGCGGCGGGGGCGUGUACAGCGGGACCCCGUGGAAGCGGAGGAACUACAACCAGGGAGUCGUGGGUCUGCAUGAAGAAAUCAGUGAUUUUUAUGAAUAUAUGUCUCCAAGGCCUGAGGAGGAGAAGAUGCGGAUGGAGGUGGUGAGCAGGAUCGAGAGUGUGAUUAAGGAGCUGUGGCCCAGCGCUGACGUCCAGAUAUUUGGAAGUUUUAAAACUGGCCUGUAUUUGCCUACUAGUGACAUUGAUCUUGUGGUGUUCGGGAAGUGGGAGAACCUGCCCCUCUGGACUCUGGAAGAAGCCCUUCGGAAACACAAAGUUGCAGAUGAAGAUUCUGUGAAAGUUCUAGACAAAGCAACUGUACCUAUUAUUAAAUUAACAGAUUCUUUUACUGAAGUGAAAGUUGAUAUCAGCUUUAAUGUCCAGAAUGGAGUGAGAGCAGCAGACCUCAUCAAAGAUUUUACUAAGAAAUAUCCUGUAUUGCCAUACCUGGUUUUAGUAUUGAAACAAUUCUUAUUACAGAGGGACCUUAAUGAAGUAUUUACAGGUGGAAUUGGUUCUUAUAGUCUCUUUUUAAUGGCUGUCAGUUUCCUUCAGUUACAUCCCAGGGAAGAUGCCUGCAUCCCCAAUACAAACUAUGGUGUUCUCUUAAUAGAAUUUUUUGAAUUAUAUGGACGACACUUCAAUUAUUUAAAGACUGGCAUCCGGAUAAAGGAUGGCGGUUCAUAUGUGGCCAAAGAUGAAGUACAGAAAAAUAUGCUGGAUGGCUACAGGCCAUCAAUGCUUUAUAUCGAAGAUCCUUUACAACCAGGUAAUGAUGUUGGAAGGAGUUCCUAUGGGGCCAUGCAAGUGAAACAGGCCUUUGAUUAUGCCUAUGUUGUGUUGAGUCAUGCUGUAUCACCGAUAGCAAAAUACUAUCCCAACAACGAAACAGAGAGCAUAUUAGGUAGGAUAAUUAGAGUAACAGAUGAAGUUGCUACGUACAGAGAUUGGAUCUCCAAGCAGUGGGGCUUACAGAACAGGCCGGAGCCAUCAUGCAAUGGAAAUGGUGUUACCUUGAUAGUAGAUACUCAGCAGUUAGAUAAAUGUAAUAAUAAUCUGUCUGAAGAAAAUGAAGCCCUUGGAAAAUGUAGAAGUAAAACUUCGGAAUCUCUUAGUAAACACUCUUCAAACUCUUCAUCAGGUCCGGUGUCGUCCUCUUCUGCCACGCAGUCCAGCUCCAGUGAUGUGGAUUCAGAUGCAACACCAUGCAAAACUCCAAAACAGCUGCUCUGCCGUCCAUCCACGGGGAACCGAGUAGGGUCACAAGAUGUGUCCUUGGAGUCCUCUCAGACAAUUGGGAAAAUGCAGAGCACCCAAACUACUAACACACCCAACAGCACCAACAAAUCUCAGCAUGGAUCAGCAAGGCUCUUUCGUUCUUCCAGCAAAGGCUUCCAAGGUACAACUCAGACAAGCCAUGGUUCCUUGAUGACAAACAAACAACAUCAAGGCAAAUCCAAUAAUCAGUAUUACCAUGGCAAAAAGAGGAAACACAAGAGGGACACGCCCCUCUCAGACCUUUGUAGAUAGUCGGCGCUGUGCGAUGGACUGUCUUCUGUGUGCAAUGCUCUCAUGCUCAGGACAGUUGCAUAGGGACUCCUGGGACACAUUCAGGAGCCUCACACUGUUGAGACGUUGAUUUAGCAACUGCAUUUUUUCCCAGCUCGCCACGGAAUGGAUCAUGGAGACUGACAACUGCAAAAACAGAAAAUAAGCAAAACAGGGGAAAAAAGCUGCUUAUUUGAUAAGUCGUAUGCUACAACAGGGUCAUUUUAAGAUUUAAAGCUUGAAUGUAAAAUACAUAUAUUUCUCAUUGGCUUUAUGCAGAGUUAUAGGGAAUAGUAUUCAGUGUGGGUAGGGUGAUAGAAAUAAAAACAAUUUCAGAGGAUGGGGUGGGAAAGGCAAACAGAAGUAUCUUAUAGAAAGUCCAGAUUCCAAAGGGGAAGGUGAUCUGUGCAUGUUUUUUUUUAAUAUUUUUGCAUAUAUUUACCAUUUUAUUGUGUGUAUAUAUAGAAGACCAUAUAGGAAAUUGAUAUUUGUAAUAGUGGAUUUGUUAAUACUUUUUACAUAACAUUACUGUUUGAAUUGUAAACAGAUUUCUUCUCAGGAUUAGUUUGAAGAGUAAUCUGAAUUGUCAUCUUGACAUCCAUAUAUAGGGAAGUGAUUAGUUCUGUUACUCUGUUUUCCUCAGCAUUGAAAUGACUUAAUAGAAUCCUUGUGACCUGCUUCAGAUUUUUUUCCUCUCUAAAGAAAAGGUUUAUGGUGGCAAAUGACUUUUAUUUUAUUUUAUAAAAAAAAAAAGAAAAAAGAAAAAUGUACGGUGUACUUUUGUGUAAACACUGAAAAAUCUCUAGUCAUCUCUGAGAACUAACUUGCUCCUGUUUUCUAUCGUGCUGUCGUUUUGGGCAACGGGCAAUUACAUGACUUCGUAUUUGUUUCCUUUGCAGUCUUUUCCCCCCCCUUUCUUUCUCUCUUUACCCUGUUCCCCAGUAGAAAACUCAAGGCCACCCUCGUCUGGUCUCAUUCCUGUUGCAGUGAAAUCUCAAGCUCCACGGACUUUGCAUGCUGCCUCCUCUGACCCUGUGUGCUGUGUGUGCUUGUGUUUCUCAUCUCUUAUUCUUUUAAAUUCAUGCUUAACUACUGUGGGAGAGAAUAACUGUAAACAGCUUUAAUUAAAUCAUACUUAUAAAAAACUAUUUUCUUAUACUCCAUUUUAUGCUUUUGGUAUUGUCGAUCUUUAAAAAUUAAAUGGUCUUUGAUAAUGGAUCUAUUUUGUAUUGCCUUAUUAAGACCAAAUACUUCUAGCCAUCCCAGUCUUAUCCUCUCCUUUCAUGGAAUUGUUAUCUUUAAUUAAAACUUUUUUGAACAUUGGCUUGUUUUAAUCAUACUGUAAAUUUUGAUUGUUUUUUGAAUGCAAAUGAGAUGUAAAAUUCUGUUAUUCAUCACCUGUUGAGUUUGAAACUCGGUUGGGAAUAUUUAAUAUAAUAGAAUGAAUGUAAUUGACAUUUCUGGAAACGCUUUCUUCCAAAGUGAAAGCUCUUAUGUUUCGCAUCACUGUAUGUGGCUAUGUUAAAUAGAGCCAUUUCUGAGAUGAGAUUCUUU
Molecule: messenger RNA, 3775 nt
Organism: Heterocephalus glaber (naked mole-rat)
Lineage: Eukaryota; Metazoa; Chordata; Mammalia; Rodentia; Bathyergidae
Gene: Tent4b
Product: terminal nucleotidyltransferase 4B
Biological process (GO): RNA 3'-end processing; polyadenylation-dependent ncRNA catabolic process
Cellular component (GO): TRAMP complex; nucleolus
Molecular function (GO): poly(A) RNA polymerase activity; mRNA binding
Source: RefSeq, a predicted model, not a curated record